Messenger RNA from Clarias gariepinus (North African catfish), 1787 nucleotides. RefSeq names its product BOLA class I histocompatibility antigen, alpha chain BL3-7-like. Lineage: Eukaryota; Metazoa; Chordata; Actinopteri; Siluriformes; Clariidae. The transcript has 9 exons. Gene Ontology annotation, biological process: immune response. Gene Ontology annotation, cellular component: external side of plasma membrane. The record is from RefSeq and is a predicted model, not a curated record. Bases 52 to 1188 code for a protein of 378 amino acids.
AAAUUUGUACAAAAUUUUGUACAACAACAACGUUUAUAUAAAAUGUGAACUAUGAAUGCAUUAAUGGAAAUCCUGAUAUUCCUGACGUUUGGAAUUCAUCUGGGGGAAGCAGUCACACACUCUCUGCGGUACGUCUACACUGCAGUUACACCAGGAAUACAUUUACCAGAAUUCAUUGUCGUGGGUCAAGUGGAUGAAGAGGAUUUUGAGUACUAUGACAGUGACAUCAGCAGGACGAUCCCAAAGACAGAGUGGAUACAGAAGGUCACUGAUGAUAAUCCAAACUUCUGGAAGCGACACACAGUGAUUUAUCAGCAUUGGCAGGAGAGCUUCAAAACUGGUCUGGAUAUAAUGUUAAAGAACUUUAUUCCAACAACAGGAGUUCACACGGCACAGCUGAUGUACGGCUGUGAGCUUGAUGAUGACGGCACUACUAGAGGACACAUGCAGUUAGGAUAUGAUGGAGAAGAUUUCCUCAGUCUGGAUCUAAAGAAUAAAACUUGGAUUCCAGCCAAACCUGAAGCUGUGAUCAGCAAACAGAUUUGGGAUCAUAUUUAUGGUUUGAGUACUGAGGGCCGGAAGAACUAUGUGAGCACCACCUGUAUCGGCAGGAUAAAGAAGUACAUGUUAUAUGGAAGAGAGACACUGGAGAGGAAAGUUCGUCCUGAGGUGUCAGUGUUCCAGAAAUAUUCCUCUCCUUCUCCAGAGGUGGUGUGUCACACUACAGGUUUCUUCCCCAAAGCAGUGAUGAUCACCUGGCAGAAGGACGGAGAGGACGUUCAUGAGGACGUGGAGCUCAGAGAGACGUUACACAACCAGGAUGGAAGCUUCCAGAAGAGAAGCAUUCUGAAAGUCCCAGCUGAGGAGCUGCAGAAACACACCUACACCUGCGUGGUUCAGCACAGCAGCUUGGAGAAGGAGUUAGUGCGAGAAAUACCAAAAGGUGGAGGAUCAGGUGGAGCACCGAUUGUUAUCAUCACUGCUGUAGUUGCGGCUCUCUUUGCUAACGUCGCCGUUGUUGCUGGAAUUGUGAUCUGGAAGAAGAAGAACUCUGGCUUCAAACCUGUUCCACCCAAACCCUUCACAUCAGGAAUAAAGUUGCCAGAAUUCACAGCUGUUGGUGUGGUUGAUGAGCAUAGUCUGAAGAAGACGACCAUAAUGUCUGGAAGAGGAGUAUUGAGUGGUUGAAGAAGGUUUUGUAUUAUAGCAAAGGAACUCUGAAGAGGAAAGUUGUUCCUGAGGUGUUAGUGUUCCAUAAACACUCUCCUUCUCCAGAGGUGGUGUGUCACGCUACAGGUUUCUUCCACAAAGCAGUGAUGAUCAGCUGGCAGAAGGACGGAGAGGACGUGCAUGAGGACGUGGAGCUCAAAGAGACGUUACCCAACCAGGAUGGAAGCUUCCAGAAGAGAAUCAUUCUGAAAGUCCCAGCUGAGGAGCUAUGGAUACACCUGUACACCUAUGAGAACCUGGGUUCUUCAGAUGUAAGAGGUGUUGAAGAGAUAAAGUGACUAAAGUGUAAAAGAACAGGAGUGAACACAGCAGAAGCAGGAGUUCAUGCUGGAGGAUCAGUUUUUAUUUCCUCCACAAGUGGAAACACAAAUCAACUAAACCACAUGCCAGUUUAAAGCUGAAACAAUCCAAUAAACAUCUUGUCACAUCUGUACAACACAAAUCUAUAUAUCCAACUUCAUUCCACACAAAAAUUCCAUAAAAUCUAUAUUUCUACUUUGUUCAGCUGUUUUUCUUGUCCUUUUAUUUUUGUUUCAUAUAUUUGCUUAAAUUGUGUA